Molecule: messenger RNA, 3339 nt
Organism: Suillus discolor
Lineage: Eukaryota; Fungi; Basidiomycota; Agaricomycetes; Boletales; Suillaceae
Exons: 11
Coding region: 1-3339 (1112 amino acids)
Cellular component (GO): Sin3-type complex
Source: RefSeq, a predicted model, not a curated record
AUGGCGAACUCAAUCCGAGGCCCACCACGGUUGCUCAUGCCAACUGUGCGCCCGCCCGCACCUCUGUGCAUACCACAAUAUCCCCCAAGCCCACCAACACGAAGGCAAACCUCAUCAAAAUUAAUUCGUUCGCGCUCCGGCUCGGCAACUGCCAUCAUGACAAGCGCGGCAUUCAAUACGGGGACAGGGGUGAGCGAGGAUUCUGUCGGGGAGCGCUGGAUUGGGAGGGAGUCUCGUUUUGAAAUUGCUGAGAAUCGUGUCGAGCUCCAGGGUUAUCAGAUGUAUGCAGUCGAGAAGUGGUUCGUGGUUGAGCGUGUACGCCCUGUUACAGUGCUCAUAGUGUAUACGGGAGACCCUUCCCAUAAGGUUACUGUCACCGUGCUUAAGCCUGCUGACCGUUUGACACACGAGGAGGGAGAGUUAGAACUCAAGCUCUCUGUACAACACCUUCGCAAAGACGGGGCCCGACCAAAACAGACGCCCAUGGGCAUUCUGAUGGUCACCUCUUUGGCAAACUUUCGGUCUGAUUAUACAAUCGUGCAGAUUCCCGAUGGUGACUUUCUAGCAGUACAGGAGCGCUUGUACUGCAACAUCAAUCUGCUGCGAAUGGGGUGCAGUGGCCGAAGUGCUGUUACGCUCGAAGAACCUGGCGAGACGACAAAGGAUCGGUUUAAAUCAUUGUACUUGAUUCCUGACACUCCGUCCACGACACAUCCAUUUCGCUCUAAAUCUCCUCCGAAUUCACGUGUUCAGCCUCGCACUUUCUCGCAUUCUCCGAGCCCCCUUAUCCUCCCUGACACAUUGAACAGCUCUUCUUCGCAUGUUCAGUCAUUGUACACUGGCGCCUCUCCGCAGCACAGCACGUCUAAUAUUAAUGCACAGCAAUCGCAGCGUCACCCGCACUUUGCAGCUACUGUUCUAGAGCUGGUGAAACUGAUGCAAGCUGCAUUGUCUGUGUGUGGAAUGUUCCCACUGACUUCCCUACCUAUGUUGGAUGGCCUACUUUGUGAUGUCACCAUAGAUGGGUUGCAAAAAUGGAUGGUGGAAGUAGGAGAGAGCCUUCCAGGUAUUGAGGCAACUGAACGUAUUGCUGACCCCUCUGCAGUUGCGGCACUGCUUUCAUUUGUGCUCUCAGCGCGAAAUAAACUUGCGUCCCUUGCACAAGCAGUGCCGAAGGAUCCAUUCCUACAUCCACACGUGUUAAUUGCUUGCAUUAGUGCAUGUGCACAGGCUCAGUUAUUGGGCAUCAGCUCGCAUCCUAAUAAUGGAAUGCAUUCGUCGCCAACGCUUUCGCACAUGGAGACACCUCUGCUAAUCACAAUAUCAGGCGCCUCCUCACCUGGAUUGUCGGCGUCGCCGGCAGUCUCCAUAUGCUCGCCAUCGCCUUCCGUUGGUGCAAGUUACUCAGUUCCUCAACCAGCGCUCUCAACUUAUUUAAACCUUCACUUAUACAAUGCGCUUACCUCCACGCACGAGGCAAGGCUUAAGCAUUCUGACUCACGACGUGUGCAACGCAUCAUUUUAUCAACUCUUGACCCUACUUCUGAGCCGAACUCAUCUGAUGAUGAGCGACGCGGGUUAAGCGGACGUGUCAGAGGUUUUGUGGGGCGCGGUGGCGUGGCUGGUGCGGAGGGUGUAUUGGUACCCGUGGCGGACCUAGGCACGUUCGUCAGAGCUGUCAUAGGGCGUGAUAAACAGCAUGAGAAAGUUGGGUCCAGGGCCGAGAAAAACAAAUUGGAAAGAGAGCGUGUUAGGAAGGACGAGAAACCCGACGAAGUGGAUGAGAAGGAACGGGUAGCCGGUAGCGUGCGUGCCCUUUGGACCGGUAGAGUGGAGGUAGCGGUUCGUUUACGGGCGCGUGCAGUAGGACCCACGCAAACAUUCCACAGAACCCGGGAGAAGGUACGAGAAAAAGAUAAGGAACGACUUACGUCAAGUGAUGUGGACGAUUUGGGGAUAGUGAAGAGCCCAGGCGAAGACGACAAUGAUCUUACCUUCGGAGGUGCUUGGUCUGGAAAGGUUCAGAAGAAAUUGGAGUUCUGGGCUGGCAUCAAUCGGUCCAAGAGAUCGAUAGAUCUAUCAUCUCCAUUGAGAUCUGCAGGGCGCUCAUCGUUGAUAGCAGUGCCGUUGUCUGCACAAUCGUCUUUAUCAGGCCACCUGUAUGCCGAUACAAGUGUUUUGACCGUACCGUCUGUGGUGUUAUCCCCGAAUAGCGGAGAUGACGAGGACCUCCCCAGCAGCGGCCAGGUAUCACCCAUCUCAAUCGCAAAGACACACAACCCGUUCAUACUUGACCCUUCUGAUGCAUCCAUCACCGCGCAAAGAUCCACGUCCAACCUUAACAAGGAUGAUCCAGAGUACAAUCGCCGUGUGAAGUCCUUCCUUGCUCGACAUCCCAGACGACCUAGAGACGAGAGUCGCGUGUCUAGCUGGUCGGGUGUAGGAAAUGCAGAAGAAAAGGGAAAGUCUGUUGAUAAAUCUACUGAAAGAGAGAGCGAGGCGGAGAGUAAGACGAAAAUGUUGAGACCUGAUAUCCGGAGACGGCAUAGUUUUCAUGACCUGGAUGCUUUUCGAGACCUUCGAAUCCUUCCUUUCAAAUGGAUGCGAAUCGAUGUAGACCUUUGCGGCCACCUAUUAGUCAUGCAUCGGCGAGAAGAGCAUUUGAAAUGCAUGUUUGCUUGCCUCGAGCAUGUAUCUUCAAACCUGGCAGCGACCAACGCGGCUCUCCUAAACGAUGAUAGAGAUCAUCGCGAAUUUCUAUCUAAUCUAUCGAGCCAACUCGAAGCCCUGCAACGCGUGGAAGACGCAAAGGUCGCAGCACACAGUAGUCGUCAACAAGUCGCAGCUCUUGACUACGAGGCGGGGCAGUUCAGACGGCAAGACCUCUGGAAUGCAGCAAUUGCGCCUCGAGCAAAAGUGCUCGAGCUUAGGGGUAAAGUUUUUGGAUCAGACACCGUUAGCUCGAGAAAGCGACGACGGAAGCAGUGGACGCUUGGCGGCCAGGAGCGAGAGGUAGAUGUAUGGGGACGGACGGAGAGCGAGGCGGAGGAGGAACGUCGUGCAGGUGCUGGGUUGGGAGAUUUGCGGGUGCUUGGUGAUGAGACGGAUGACGAGAUGAGCCAGGCGGAAGAGGAUGAUGAACACAAGGACGCUUUGAUGCAACCAAUGUGGCUGCUCAAGUUCCUUACUAGAUGGACCGCAAGCUUGGGAUUCUUGGCGGGUCAAAGUGGGGUGCAGGCGUCACCAUCUCAGUCUCAUGCGCAGUCCCGCGACAGCAGUGUCCCUGCUACGGAUUCUCGGACCAGCGGUUCUUCCACUUCUCCGUCAUUACCUUCAUAA